AUGUCCGAUAUAGAUUCCAAUGAAUCCAUUUCCACUAGCAACUCAGAAGCCAACAAAGCAAAUGCAAAACAGCAAUGGGAGCGCAUCAUGAGCAUCUUUGCCACACAACUAAUGUCAUUCCGUCGUACGAUUCUCUGGAAUCGUCGCCAAACUAUUCAGAGAAUCCGUAAUCGACAAAGAAUCCAUCGCAAUCAAUACCUCCAUCAGAUGAUGAGCAUUCAGAAUGAGUUCCUAAUGCAAUUGCCUAUUACUGCCACAAAAAAAUUCAUUCGCGAUGCAGAUUCUCGUUUCUGGGAAGGUGUGGUGCCUACUUACACCGACGAACAGUGGCUAGAGACAUUUCGAAUGUCCCGAAAGACCUUUCACUGGAUCUGCGACAGAUUGGACGUCACAAUGCGCCCCAAUGGCGCCUCAGUUCCAUUAAAGAAUCUGAUCAAUCUCCAGAAGCGAGUUGCUCUCUCGAUAUACACCCUAGCGACUGGUGACGACUAUCGUAUGGUCGCCGAGCUCUUCGGGGUGUCUCGGACAUCUGUGUGCAAAUUCAUAAAACGCUUUGCAGAUUCUAUCAUUGAAGAAAUGGCCUCAUUCCUGCUGGUGAUGCCUCAGGACGAGGCCGAAUACGAUGUGAUUCGACAGACAUUCCAAGCAGCGUCAUCGUUGCCCAAUGUCGUAGGUUGUUUGGGUUUCUGUUUGAUCCCGAUCAAUGCCUCGGCAAACAACGCCGAGCUCUAUGCCAAGCCCAAUGGUGGUACAUCCAUAACGAUGCAGGCCCUGAUCGAUGACAAACUUUUAUUCCGAAAAGUAAGCAUGGUCCCCAAUUCUCCAACAAUGUUCAUGGACUCUCCGCAGGAGCUAAUAAUGACAAAAUCACAACCAGUUGGAGACCGCCUCGUCCCUAGCUUCGUCAUAUCUCCCAAUCAAUAUUACCCCUUGAAUUCUUGGCUCAUGCAGAAGUACCCCAACCCACAGACGCCGCAGCAGCACGCCUUCAAUGAGGCCGUUGAUAAUGUUCUCGAUUUCAAGGAGAAUGCCUACAUGCGCCUCUUUGCCCGUUGGCGCAUCCUCCAACGCAAAUACGACCUAGAAGCCCGAACCAUCGAAGCCAUAGCGAUGGCCUGCUGCGCUCUGCACAAUCUCCUCGAGGAAAACGAAGAUGGUUAUCGUGAGGAGUGGGGCGACUCCGUGGACACGUCAAAAUGCAACCCCACCUUCGAGGCAGACAGGAGGAAGGACUCCAAACAAGCCCUAAAGACAAGAGACUACCUAACCCAGACAAUUUAUAAUUCUAGCGAAAUUCAAAGAUAGAAGAAAAUAAAAACAAAUAGAUUUUGUGUUAAGUCAAUAAAAAAACGGUUCUUUGUAUUUCUCUUCUACAAAACAUAUGCUUAGUACAAUCGCUGUGGUGGUCCCAUGGAUGACUUGAUGUGCAGGGAACGGACGUUUUGCCAAUGCUUCUUCAGCAGCGAGACCAAGAAAUUGAUCGACAAAUGGAUGUUCUGGACCAACUCAUCGGGCUUCAUGUCAACGUGACCGACGGCGACGGACAGACACAAGACUU
Eupeodes corollae is the source of this 1558-nucleotide messenger RNA. RefSeq lists its product as uncharacterized. Bases 1 to 1305 code for a protein of 434 amino acids. The record is from RefSeq and is a predicted model, not a curated record. The transcript is spliced from 4 exons. NCBI's taxonomy places the organism in Eukaryota, Metazoa, Arthropoda, Insecta, Diptera, Syrphidae.